CAUAAAACAUCAAGAAGUGGAAUUGCGGAGAUGAUGCUUUUAUUCUGAAGGAGUGAGGUCGGAAGUAUUAUUGUUGCUGGUGUCGGAACACAAGCACGCCGAAGACGGACCUCACUUUCCUGUGUUGCGUCAAAUAUAAAGUCAGCUAAUGAGAACAAUUGCAGUCCUUGGAGGGGGGAUUGGGGGUUUGGCAGCAUCUUACUACCUCUGCAAGAGCCCUCAGGUUACCAAGGUCAUUGUAUUGGAGUCCAGCAGUCGUUUUGGAGGUUGGCUGUGGUCCACCAGGAGGUCAGACGGAGCAGUGUUUGAACAUGGACCCAGAGGGAUUCGACCUGCUGGGGCAGUGGGAUGCAACACACUCAAUAUGGUGGAUGACCUAGGUCUUGGGGGGGAGAUUCUGCCAGUCACCUACAGUCAUGUCGCCUCCAAGAACAGAUAUCUGUACGUCAACAGACGGCUCCACAAGAUGCCUUCAGGUAUAAGUGGACUUUUGCGGACUGUCCCACCCUUCUCUCGUCCCCUCCUGUUGAGUGUUGCCAUGGAGAUACUGGUGAAGAAAAGCAAGGAGGAUGACGAGACCAUCCAUUCAUUUGUUUCUAGGAGGCUGGGAAAGGAGCUGGCAGACAUAGCUGUGGACAGUUUGUGUCGUGGUGUGUUUGCGGGGGACUGCAGGAAGUUGAGUGUGCGUUCCUGUUUUCCUGUCUUCUACAAUGCAGAGCAGCACAGAGGUUCCCUGACACUGGGCAUGCUGCUAGGCUCAGGUCCCACUCCUGUGGUCCCCCCUGGCCCUCUGGCUCAGAGAUCUAUUAAAGAGUCGUGGGCCCAGUGGUCCCUGAGCAGGGGAGUGGAGUCUGUCCCAGAAUCCAUCACUGAGUACCUACAACAAAGCGGGAGAGUGCAGCUUCACAGAGAGGCAGCUGUUACACAAAUCAAUCCUUCAGCCUCUGGUUGGAAGAUCCAUUUGGAGGAUGGAGUCAUAUCAGCUGACCACAUCAUCUCUGCACUGCCUGCUAAAGCCCUCUCCUCAGCCCUGCCCUCCUCCUGUCAACCUCUCAUCCAGCAGCUGCAGGACAUCUCCACAGUAACAGUCGCUGUGGUAAAUCUGGAGUAUGAGGGUUCCAUCCUGCCUGUAACGGGUUUUGGUCACCUGCUUCCCUCAUCAGAGGAUCGGGGCAUACUAGGGGUGGUCUAUGACUCUGUACCCUUCCCUCAACACAACAGACCUAAUGGACAGACUACUAGACUGACGGUGAUGAUGGGUGGGGCCUGGUUCCAGGAAGUGUUUGGAGCCCCAGAAGCAGUAACAAAGGAGUGUCUUUUAGCAAGAGCCACUGAGGCAGUGCACUGCCACCUGGGAGUCACCACAGCACCCAGCUGGAGUUGGGUGGCUCUACAGAGGGACUGUAUACCUCAGUAUUAUCAAGGACACUUUCGGAGAGUAGAGUCCAUGCGUAGCUUCAUAAGGAAGAAUAAUCUCUCGCUGUCUCUGGUUGGUUCCUCCUAUGAUGGUGUGUCAGUGAACGAUGUCAUCUUUAGUGGACGAACAGCUGUAGAGGAGUUGUUGGGAACUGGAGUUUGAUGGAGCUCGUUACAUAUUAUAUACAUAUUUAUACAGUGUCUAAAUAUUAUGAUAGGUAUAUGCAAUGUCUGAAUGUGUCAUGGCCAAGCUGAAACAUGAGGCUUAAAAUUAUGGUGAAAAUAGAGAAACUGGUCCCUACAUCAGGAGCAGUUUUAUUUCAAGGUAGCCUACGAUCACACAUAAUCUGGUUGAAAGACGCUGACAUUAUUAUUAUUGCUUUCCAGUACAUCUGAUUUGCCUACUGUUGUGACUUGCAUUUUAAGAAAAGCCUUAUUGUACCUGCAAGCUGUUUCUCUAAUGGUCUUUCUUCAUCACCUGUUUGUUCUGUGGCAAGGAUUUCAUGAGGGUUUUAUUACUGACUCAUGAGCAUAUAUGACCUGCAUUUGUUGACGCCAGCUAAUUUUUAUAUUAUUCUGUUAUUGCAUUCAGGAGUAUUCUAAGGUGUAGUAUGUUGUACAGGCAAAUGUAUGGUUUUGGGUCAAUCUGUGCUUUGGGGUAGGGACCCCCCCAAGGGAUCCCAGGAUUAGCCAUUUUGUGACCCUUUUGAUUUAAGGAUAAAAGUUAAAUAAAAAAAGUUACAAAAAUGA
Molecule: messenger RNA, 2166 nt
Organism: Siniperca chuatsi (mandarin fish)
Lineage: Eukaryota; Metazoa; Chordata; Actinopteri; Centrarchiformes; Sinipercidae
Gene: ppox
Product: protoporphyrinogen oxidase
Exons: 13
Coding region: 149-1579 (476 amino acids)
Biological process (GO): heme biosynthetic process
Cellular component (GO): mitochondrial inner membrane
Molecular function (GO): protoporphyrinogen oxidase activity, oxygen as acceptor
Source: RefSeq, a predicted model, not a curated record